This is a messenger RNA of Pseudoliparis swirei, 1097 nucleotides long. Its product is annotated as ER membrane protein complex subunit 3-like. Gene Ontology annotation, biological process: protein folding in endoplasmic reticulum. Lineage: Eukaryota; Metazoa; Chordata; Actinopteri; Perciformes; Liparidae. Gene Ontology annotation, cellular component: EMC complex; membrane. The record is from RefSeq and is a predicted model, not a curated record. Bases 125 to 910 code for a protein of 261 amino acids. The transcript has 9 exons.
ACGAGAAACCGCUCAGCGAGUCUUGAGCUGAUGACGUCGUGUAGGUUAAAUGUCAAUCACUAAAUUGUAUUCUUUCAGUUAACAUUCUUGACAUUAAUAGAGCGUUCCUGCAGAGCGACACGUGAUGGCCGACCCGGAGCUGCUGCUGGACUCCAGCAUCCGGAUGUGGGUGGUGCUGCCCAUCGUCUUCAUCACCUUCUUCGUGGGGAUCAUCCGCCACUACGUCACCCAGCUGCUGCACAGCGACAAGAAGGUGGACCUGGAGCAGGUUUCUGACAGCCAGGUUCUCCUGCGUAGCCGCAUCCUCAGAGAGAACGGGAAGUACAUUCCCCGACAGUCGUUCGCGAUGAGGAAACAUUUCUUCAACGACGCAGAAACCGGCUUCUUCAAGAAGGUCAAGAGGAAGGUCGUCCCCAAGAACCCCAUGAUGGACACCAGCAUGCUCACCGAUAUGAUGAAGGGGAACCUGACCAACGUGCUGCCCAUGAUCGUGAUCGGUGGCUGGAUCAACUGGGCGUUCUCUGGAUUCGUCAUAACCAAGGUGCCGUUCCCUCUGACGCUGAGGUUCAAGCCCAUGUUACAGAGAGGAAUCGACCUGCUGUCACUGGACGCCUCCUGGGUGAGCUCUGCAUCCUGGUACUUCCUCAAUGUGUUUGGACUGAGGAGCAUGUACAGCCUGAUCCUGGGCCAGGACAACGCUGCCGACCAAUCACGCCUCAUGCAGGACCAGAUGACGGGCGCUGCCAUGGCGAUGCCCCCCGACCCCAACAAGGCCUUCAAGAGUGAGUGGGAGGCGCUGGAGAUCGUGGAACACAAGUGGGCUUUGGAGAACGUGGAGGAGGACCUGAUGUCCAGAGACCUGAACUUCGGGACGUUCUUCAGCCAGGACAUAAAGUCUACCAUGUUCUAGAAGAGAACCUUGAGAACCCGCCAGGAAACCACGAACUCUAGAAGUAGAUCACUGGAUUCACCUCCGGCACUUUAUUCACGUUCUGCCUUUUUUGUUUGUGUGUAUAUAUAUAUACACAUAUUAUAUUAGUCUCCAGGUUCUAAGUGUAAAAGUUCUGCUCUGAUUAAUUAAACGACGAUUGGAAGUC